Messenger RNA from Brugia pahangi, 1755 nucleotides. The record is from the annotation of a GenBank genome assembly. Lineage: Eukaryota; Metazoa; Nematoda; Chromadorea; Rhabditida; Onchocercidae.
AUGAUUCUAUUAUUGAAUAUAUUACUAGCAUUUCUGCCCAAUUUUUUUGACAAAUUUGCAUCAAGCGAAUUUGCAUUUAUGGGACGAGAACCAACUGCACUCAAUCCAACUUUGUAUAAUUCGAAAACUGAUUUGAUCAUACAACUCGAUGAUAUGACUUUCAAUGACACAGUCUUUUGUCAACAUUCACCAUUAUCAUUAUCAUCAGCUGAUUAUGAUAAUAAUUGCACUGCUUAUGUUGUAGAAUUUUACUUAGAUUGGUGCGGACAUUGCCGCACAUAUGCGCAGACUUACAAAUCACUAGCUCGUGAUCUUCACGGAUGGAAUAAAAUGGUUCAAUUAGCUGCGAUAAAUUGCGCUGAUCCACUUAAUGAAAUUGCAUGUCAAACAAAUAAUGUUUUAUUUUUUCCAUAUAUUAAGUACUUCCCACAAAAUUCAAGCAAUCCAAACAAUGCGAUACCAAUUGAAACGUUACAAUCAGUCCGUGGAAUGCGUGAUUUAAUCACUGAAAUGAUUUUACUCGAUUACAGUAUAAAUCGACCAUCCAACUGGCCAAAUUUUGAUUUUUUACGAAACUUUGAAAAAUAUAAUGAAUUGUGGAGUGAUUUUGAUAAGUCAGUGCAACUGCUGGUAAUUAUUUUUGAAGAAAGAGUAGAAUCACUUACUGGUGCACAAUUAAUACUUGAUGUGAUUAAAUACAAUAAUCGCUUGACAGUACGACGAUGUUUAAAGAAUCAUUCACUUGUUGAUGCCUUAUAUAUUAAAAAUUUUCCAUCAAUGGCAAUUUUUAAGCGUGAACAAAUGAAACCAUUGUUUGUCGCUGAGUUGCGACGACUAUUUUUCAAUGAAUUGGAAAGUUUUCUGACUAAUGAAGAGAGCAAAAAUGAAAUUAUACAAAAUACUGUGCAAAAUCAAUCAAUAUGCGAGAAAGAUAUUGUAAAGUGUCGUCAAAAAUAUUUCGUAUCUGAAGCAGAUAUGUUGAAAGCUAUGCGAUAUGCGUUAUUUGAUGAAGUAACACGAAGUGGUAAAUACCUUAUGGGCAAUAAUCUAACAGCCAUUCGUGAUUUCUACGAUGUACUUGCUAAGAAUUUUCCAACAAAAACAAUUUAUUAUAAUAUUACUGACGAAAAUAAGCAAUUAUCGAAAAGCAAACGAGCAGUUCAUUUGUUCGAGAAAAUGCGCAAUUAUUUAGAUCAAAAGGGAAUGAAAGAUGUGAUUCCAAUUAAGGAAUAUAAGAAAAAAUUCAUUAAUUUAGAAGCAGAGAACAGUUAUCCUUUUCCGGUAGAAAUUGAUUGGGAACAUUGUGCUGGUUCAAGUCCAAAAUUUCGAGGCUAUUCUUGUGGCCUAUGGACAACAUUUCAUGCACUUACUGUUCAAGCUUAUAAAAAUGGUUUAAAUGAUUCGAAAUUUGUUCCAAUAACUCCACUGGUAGCAAUUCGAAAUUGGAUAAACAAUUUUUUCGGUUGUCAGCAUUGUCGUGAACAUUUUCUUCGAAUGACAACCCAAACAUUUCCUAUGGAAAGUCAAGUGCAUCAACCGGAAGAUACAUUCAUGUAUUUGUGGCAAGCACACAAUAUCGUUAAUGCUCGUCUUCGCGGUCAGGAUACAGAAGAUCCUGAAUUUCCAAAACAACAAUUUCCACCUGAUUUUUUAUGCAGUACCUGUCGGCACGAGGGAUAUUUUGACAAUGAACAAGUGAAAGAUUUUUUGCUUAUUUACUACAAUGCUAUUAGGCCUUUUUUAGGUUUUAAAUAA